Molecule: messenger RNA, 1772 nt
Organism: Cuscuta campestris
Lineage: Eukaryota; Viridiplantae; Streptophyta; Magnoliopsida; Solanales; Convolvulaceae
Source: the annotation of a GenBank genome assembly
CCAAAUCGGAUCAUUUGGUGGAUUAUUGUCCAUCAAAUUGGUGCUUUCAUUGAGAGUUCGAGGAUCAUACUCAGAGGAAACCCUCCACAAAGACGAUGGUGCAAACACACAGCAAUGCCAACGCAGGUGUCGGAGCUCCCCACCAGGGAGAAAACAGCGCCACCGGAGGCCAGCACCCCCCCCCCAUCACCACGGUGGAAGCAGAGGCCCUCAUCCAGAGGGUCGGAAUCACGGCUGAGCAAUUCAAGGAGGUGUUGGCGGUACUAACACCCAAUCGCGAGAUUGUGGUGGGAGAUGUGGCUGGGGGACCCACAGGCGGAAAGGCUGGACCUACGGGCUCCCAGGAAAAAAGAAGAAAACCCCAAGUCAAAAAAGCCCCGGACUUCGCGUUCGAACGAUUGCAAGACACUCGGUCGGCCCGUAAAGGCGACCUGAGGGAUACACUCAAGGAGAAGAGAGGAGAAUCCACAGCGACCUCCAAAACCGGUUCUGAGGAGCGACGAAGGGCGGUCGAGGAUAAGGGAGCAGCCGAGCUGUGGAGAAUGUAUGAGCAACUGGAGAAGCGGCUGGACGCCCAAAACCCCUAUCGCCAAGCGGUCUUCAGCGGGCCACCGGUGGCAGAAGGAAAGAAAAGGAAGGAUUACGGUAAGGGGCCAAACCCCACCGGGUAUCAUGCGAACAGACACCCUGUUCAUGCGGUGCAGUCUUUGCCUGCCCCUCCUCACAGACGAGAAAGCUAUGGUGUGCAGGAUGCACCCAAAUACUGCGAGUACCACCGUAACAGCACCCACAACACGUCAGAGUGCGUUACGCUGAAGAAGGAGAUGGAUCAGUUAAUCGCCAGGGGGCCGCCUCCUCGGUCGGAGCGACCAUCCUCAAGUAACCGGACUUGGAGUAGACCGGCAGCCCCCACAGCAGCGAUCACAGCAGGAGAGGGGCAGGAGGAUGAACGACGGCAUCUAGGGAGAGAUUGUGACGACCUAGAUGAGGAAGAAAGGCAGGGCCGCCGACACCUAGGGUGUCGGUUCAUCAUGGGAGGCAACACCGGAGGAGAUUCGGUGUCCUCACGAAAGAAAUGGAAAAAUAUAGUGCAUCUGGCUGAGGUACAAAGGCCACCGCUACCCAAGCGAAAGAAGAAGGAACCCCUGAUUUUCACAGAUGAGGAUUACCCACCAGUCCUCAGCCCCCAUAAAGACGCACUGGUGAUAAAGGUGGAAAUCAAUAAUGUAGUCGUCCACCGUACUUUGGUCGAUACUGGCAGCUCGGUCAACGUUAUGUACAGCAACACCUUUAAGGAGUUGGGGUUGUCUCGAAGCAACCUGAAGCCAAUCCAUACGCCACUGUCAGGGUUCACAGGAGAUACCAUUGAAGCUGAAGGAACUAUCACGGUGAAGUCCGGGGUAGGAGAUGACACCCACCGACUCUGGAUCGACAUGGAAUUCAUGGUAGUGCAACUCGAUUGUGCACAACAUUUGAUUCUGGGGCGACCAGGGAUGGAGGACCUGGAGUGCGUAAUCUCCCCCGUCCACCUGUGCCUGAAGUUCAACACCCCCACAGGAGUGGGAGUGGCAAAGGGGAACCAAAGCUUGUCUCGAUCCUGUUAUGUCAGGGCGACCAAAAGCCAUGCACGAGUCGAUGAGAACGUGAGCACAAUCUGUGCUGCGAUCCAGAAGGAGGAGGGGUGACCUCAAGCUGAGCCAGCGGACGAGAUUGAAGAAGUCACCUUGGACCUGGCCAAGCCAGAGCAGAAGGUAAAGGUAGGUAAAACCCUA